AUGGCCACCUCCGCCGCUGCCAAUGAAAUAGCAGCGCUUCGUAAUGCACUCCGUAACUGCCGCUGGAUGAGGGAACAACUGGCCAAUGUUGGAGGUACUCUCGACCAUAAGCUUUUUUCAACGUCGGGUGAGAUUCCGGACGCCACUAUCGAGGGUGUACGUGCGGGUAUCGGUUUCCAACUCCAGUCGCUCGUCCAAAACAUCCGUGCAGUCAAAGAGCAGCAUCCUAUUGCCCAGGCGCACCCGAACAUCCAUUACAAGCUCAAAGACCAGAUCUCUCGCCGCAAUUGGCUGGCCCACGAGUACGGUACAACGUUUCCCGUCAGGUGGCAGGACGUGGCAGAUAGUAUUUUCAACGACGUGCCUGUCAUUGAGUCUGCUAUCAUAGCUGCUCUUAAAGCUAACGGCGUAGUGGAUCCAUGA
Molecule: messenger RNA, 423 nt
Organism: Stereum hirsutum FP-91666 SS1
Lineage: Eukaryota; Fungi; Basidiomycota; Agaricomycetes; Russulales; Stereaceae
Exons: 2
Coding region: 1-423 (140 amino acids)
Source: RefSeq, a predicted model, not a curated record